AUGAUCGGAGGAAUUUUCCCUCUUUUUAUCAGAGAGAUAGUGACCACUUCCACGUUUGAGAAGAAGCCACCUGGGGUAGGAUGUGAAGGACUCGACCUUCGGUCUUUCCUUUGGACCAAUGUGAUGAUUUUUGCUAUUGAUGAAAUUAACAAGGAUCCUACUCUCUUACCAAACAUAUCGCUUGGCUACAGGAUCCUUAGCUCUUGUUCAUCUCCUACAAGUGCUUUACAUGCUGCUCUAGCUUUGGCUAGUGGAUUAGAAGAAAUCAACUCAACCUACCCUUGUCCACCAGCUAUUUCUGCCCUCAUAGCAGAGUCAGGAUCAUCUCAGUCUAUAGCUGUGGCUGGAGCUCUUGGACCAUUUAAACUGCCAGUAGUAAGCUACUUCUCAUCCUGUGCCUGUCUUAGUGACAAAGUCAAAUAUCCAACUUUUUUUCGAACUCUCCCAAGUGACUACUUUGAAGCUAAAGCUUUAGCAGCAUUGGUCAGUCAUUUUGGCUGGCAGUGGAUUGGAGCCAUACAGUCAGAUAAUGACUAUGGUCGGAACGGGAUCCUGGCUUUUACUGAAGAAGUUAAAAAGUUUGGGGUCUGUAUUGCAUUUGUUGGAACAAUCCUACGUACAUACUCUCUGGAUAAAAUUCUAAAUGUUGUGGAAAUGAUCAAACAGUCAACUGUCAAAGUCAUUCUGGCAUUUGCAACUGAAGGUGACUUUUAUCCUUUGAUGAAAGAGCUAGUGAAACACAACAUAACAGGAAUUCAGUGGCUUUCUACUGAUGACUGGGUUACACCACCUGAACCCUCCACACUCAAAAUUUACCAUGCUUUAGAUGGAGCCCUGGCAUUUUUGGGUAAGAAGACAGCUAUUCCAAAUUUAAAACCAUUUCUCACAAGCAUUAGUCCCUAUAAGGAUCCAAGUAAAGCUUUUGUAAGAGAUUUCUGGGAGAUUAUGGUUGGUUGUAGACCUGUUUUACCUGGGGAGAACAUUGAGUUGAAUGUGACGUACAAAAUAUGCUCAGGCAAUGAGACAACAGAUUCCCAGCAUACGUUCUUUAAUGUAACAGAACUCAGAGACCCAUAUAAUGUGUAUAAAGCAGUUUAUGUGAUUGCUCAUGCUCUACAUCAGCUGCUAUUCUGCAAACCAGCUGCAGAAAAAGCAGUAAAGCUUUGUUUAAAUAUAUCAGAACUUCAGCCUAAACAGGUUACUGAACAGUUACAAAAGGUGAAUUUCAAAAAUCAGUUUGGAGAUAAUGUCUUCUUUGAUGAGAAUGGUGACCCACCAGCGUAUUAUGACCUGAUUAACUGGCAGCUGAUUAACACAAGGGUUCAACGUGUUACAGUGGGUCAUUAUGCCCCUGUUGCUGAUGGUGGUUAUGAGCUUAGGAUCCAAGAUGAAGACAUUUUGUGGAGGACAGGAAAAACUGUUCCAAAGUCCAUUUGUUCUGACAUUUGUCCAGUAGGUACCAGAAUAUCUCAAAUUAAGGGAAAACCCAACUGCUGCUUUGAAUGCAUCCCAUGUGCUGAUGGAACUGUAGCAAAAUCAAGAGGUGCAGCAGAGUGCUCACCCUGUCCACAGGAAUACUGGUCUAAUAAGAGGAAGGAUGAGUGUAUUCCUAAAACCAUUGAGUUCCUGACAUACCAGGAGCCCAUAGGAAUAGCAGUCACAGUGGUAUCUCUGCUAGGAGCCUCUCUGUCACUGGCCACGUUGAUGGUUUAUAUCCGCUACAGAGAAACCCCUGUGAUUAAGGCCAGCAACUCUGAGCUGAGCUGUUUCCUGUUGUUCUCUCUCUUGCUGUGUUUUCUCUGUCCUCUCACUUUCAUUGGCAGACCUACGGUCUGGACAUGCAUGCUACGUCACACAGCAUUUGGUGUGACCUUUGCCCUUUGUAUUUCCAGUGUCUUGGGAAAAACUAUUGUUGUUGUCACAGCUUUCAAAGCCACAUUUCCAGGCAACAAAGCUGCAACUAAGUUUGGUCCCUCACAGCAAAGGAUCAUCGUUUGCUCCUGCACUGUGAUCCAGAUAAUCAUCUGUGUAUUGUGGCUUAGGCUGAACCCACCUUUCCCAGACAUGGUUUUAAGAUACAGCAAUAAGAAGAUUGUUUUGGAAUGUAACCCAGGCUCUGAGGCAGCUUUCUACGCAGUGCUGGGCUACAUAGGACUGCUGGCAAUAACAUGUUUAGUUCUGGCAUUUCUAGCUAGAAAGUUGCCUAAUAACUUUAAUGAGGCUAAGUUCAUUACGUUCAGUAUGCUGAUUUUCUGCGCUGUGUGGAUCACCUUCAUCCCAGCCUACAUCAGCUCUCCAGGAAAGUUCACUGUAGCUGCUGAAACAUUUGCAAUUUUGGCUUCAGCAUUUGGCUUAUUAAUCUGCAUAUUUUUACCAAAAUGCCACAUUAUUUUCAUUAAACCAGAGAAAAAUACUAAGAGACACAUUAUGGGAAAGGUUUUGGUAAAACAGGUCUACAACCAACCGUUUGUUUUGGAGGUGGAUGCGCCGAGUUCAGGAGCGGGUGCUGUCCUGUCCCAGCAGCAGGCUGAUGACUGGAAGGUGCACCCGUGCGUCUUCUUCUCCAAGCGGUUCUCAGCAGCGGAGCAGAAUUAUGACGUGGCAAACCGGUAG
Messenger RNA from Betta splendens (Siamese fighting fish), 2613 nucleotides. Its product is annotated as extracellular calcium-sensing receptor-like. Gene Ontology annotation, cellular component: membrane. Bases 1 to 2613 code for a protein of 870 amino acids. Gene Ontology annotation, molecular function: G protein-coupled receptor activity. The transcript is spliced from 7 exons. The record is from RefSeq and is a predicted model, not a curated record. Gene Ontology annotation, biological process: G protein-coupled receptor signaling pathway. Lineage: Eukaryota; Metazoa; Chordata; Actinopteri; Anabantiformes; Osphronemidae.